Fonticula alba is the source of this 1062-nucleotide messenger RNA. RefSeq lists its product as hypothetical. The record is from RefSeq and is a predicted model, not a curated record. Gene Ontology annotation, cellular component: membrane. Gene Ontology annotation, molecular function: proton-transporting ATP synthase activity, rotational mechanism. Bases 95 to 712 code for a protein of 205 amino acids. Lineage: Eukaryota; Rotosphaerida; Fonticulaceae. The transcript has 5 exons. Gene Ontology annotation, biological process: proton motive force-driven mitochondrial ATP synthesis.
CCGGCGCUCCUCUCCCGGUGCCUGCGCCACCAGUCCCCCCCGUUGUCCGAAUCACCUCUCGCUCACCGCCGACUGUCUCCCCCUCUUCGCCACGAUGAACGCCGCCACCCUCAACGUCGUCCGCCGCUACGCCACCCAGGCCUCCGUUCAGGUCCCCCUGCGCCUGUUCAGCCUGGAGGGUCGCUACGCCACCGCUUUCUACACCGCCUCGGUCAAGUCCAACACCCUGCCCAAGGUUGAGGAGGACAUCAAGUCCCUCAAGUCUGCCCUGUCCACCGACAAGCACCUCAGCACCUUCUUCGCUUCCCCCCUCUACUCCACCAAGCUCAAGGUUGAGGGUGCCAAGGAUGUUGCUUCCAAGCUCAAGGUCCAGCCCCAGACCGCCAACCUGCUGACCGUCAUGGCCGAGAACGGUCGUCUGUCCGACAUGUCCAAGGUCAUCGGCGCCUUCGAGGAGAUCAUGGCCGCCCACCGCAACGAGGUCGAGGUUGUCAUCACCUCCGCCCAUGAGCUCGACGCCAAGGUCCGCGCUCAGAUCGAGGCCAUCGUCAAGAAGAAGUUCAUCCAGCCCAAGCAGACCAUCCGCCUGGUGACCGAGAUCAACCCCUCCAUCCUCGGUGGCUUCGUCGUCCGUGUUGGCGAGUCCUCUGUCGAUCUGUCCGUCUCCAGCCAGGUCAACAAGAUCCACAACGCCCUCUCCCAGCCCCUCUAAAUGAGUCGGCCCGCGGGGGCGAGUGAGUGGCAGGGGGCGCGGGUGGGCGUGGCUGACCGGGGGGGACGCAUACGCUGCCUUUCCCGUCGCCCUUCGGCCCCUCCCCCCUCCCUCCAUCUCUCUCUCUCUCCCUGCCUGCCUGCGCACGCACGAACACACACACACAAACACACAUCCCCCCUUCCCUCUCCCCCAAGCACGCGUGCGCGCACUUCUCUCUCCCCCACCAUGCUCUCUGUGUAUUUUGUCCCCCCCCCUCCCGGCCGCCGCAGCCGCGCCGCCGGGGGGUGGAGGGCGCCACCGCUCCCCAAAUAGAGACAGUUGUCCGAGAGAUGGCGUCCACUCUUUCC